Rubroshorea leprosula is the source of this 1490-nucleotide messenger RNA. Lineage: Eukaryota; Viridiplantae; Streptophyta; Magnoliopsida; Malvales; Dipterocarpaceae. The record is from the annotation of a GenBank genome assembly.
AGACGAGAAAAAGACUCCCUCUUUUGAUUUUUACGUGAUUCCACCGCAAAAGGGCACUUUCAAUUCUCUGAAUUCUGUCCAAGCUGACAAGGAAGGUACAUGGAACUGUCAGAAAAAGAGCUUUCAUCAGCUGAAUUCAAAGCUACUCGAAGUAACUGGAUACAAUAUUCCAAAGAGCAUUGUAAGCAUCUCCCUCCGGGCUCUGUUACGGAGUUCAAAUGGAAGGAUUACUCACCUGCAGUUUUCAGACUUAUACAAGAGCUUGAAAAAAUUGACAACAACGAAUACGAGCAGUCAAUUUGUAGUGAUGAUACUGUAAGAAAGGUCUGUUCAUUGGCAAGACCUGGCAGCAUGUGCCUUUUGUCCAAAGAUGACAGAUUUACAAUAAAAACCCUGAGGAAAUCUGAAGUGAAGGUUAUCAUAGGAAUGCUUCCAAGCUACUAUUGCCAUCUGAAAAAGUUUAGCAACACCAUGUUGAACAGGUUGUAUGGAGUUCAUGUUGUGAAGCCAGUUGGAGGAAUGAAGGUAUACUUUGUUGUUGGAUCAAACAUUUUCCAGUCUGAUAAAUUGAUGCAUAAGUGUUAUGACCUCAAAGGCUCAUUACAAGGUCGAAGUGACAACAAACUAAGACUUCGAGAAAAACUUAUUCUAAAGGAUCCUGACUUCGAUUUUCGCUUUUACCUUGACCCAUUGAUCCGGCAUCAGCUUUUACUGCAAAUCAAGCAUGAUUGUGAGUUUUUGGAGGCAGCAGGCAUCAUGGACUACAGUCUGUUGCUUGGCUUACAUGUAAAAAGGUCACAUGAAGGUUCUUUUGAUAGCAGAAAUAUACAUUCUACUGAUUCUUCACACCGAGGUUCGCUUGACAGCAGAAGUCCAUGUAUCCACAUGAGAGUUUGCAGUGAUUUGUCAUCCAAAAGUGGUUUAUCCUUGAAAAGAUCUGCAACUGCUUCAAGCCGAGGUUCUAUUCAAAGAAGUUCCAGUGUCAUGAAACCAUCUCUACGGGAAAAUGAAGAAAGAGAAUUAAGUUUUCGAGAGAGUUGGCUACAAACCAACAGGAGUUCUGGAUUUGGUAAGGAAAUGUCAGCCCGUGCUGUUCGUAUAUCAACAGAUGAAUCAAGAAGUGGCUCCUCUGGUCAUAGUUUAAGGGCACGGGGCUGCUAUGAUGUUCUUCUGUACUUUGGAAUUGUAGAUAUUUGUCAAGAUUAUGGUGUCUCAAAGCGCAUUGAGCAUGCUUACAAGUCAUUGCAUUACAACUCAAAGAUGAUCGCAGCAGUAAAUCCCAAAGCAUAUUCUUCACGCUUUCAGGAGUUUAUUAGCGAAAUAUUUAAAGCAGAUGACUUGCUCCAUUGACCUCAUAAUAGGUAAGUUCUUUUUCUGAAGUUUCAACAUACUGAAAUUGUUAACAGAGUUUACUGUAGUUCGAAGCCUAAGCAUUCUGUUCUAAUCUUCAAAAGGCCUAACCAUGCACAAAAUAACAGAUAGCAUAAUGC